This is a messenger RNA of Fibroporia radiculosa, 864 nucleotides long. RefSeq lists its product as uncharacterized. The record is from RefSeq and is a predicted model, not a curated record. Bases 1 to 864 code for a protein of 287 amino acids. The transcript has a single exon. Gene Ontology annotation, cellular component: nucleus; spliceosomal complex. Gene Ontology annotation, molecular function: zinc ion binding; nucleic acid binding. Lineage: Eukaryota; Fungi; Basidiomycota; Agaricomycetes; Polyporales; Fibroporiaceae. Gene Ontology annotation, biological process: mitotic DNA replication checkpoint signaling; mitotic DNA damage checkpoint signaling; nuclear DNA replication.
AUGGCGGAUGUUCGCGCUCUGCUCAAAGCUAAGCGGCAAGAAGUUCGAAUUAAUCACCCCUUAGCAUCAUACAGCGGAAGUGGACAGCUGCGGUGUAUCGCAUGUGGUAUCAUUAUCAAGGAGGGAACGGCAUGGAACGGUCAUAUAGGUAGCAAAGCACAUCGUAUGAACGCUGCCCGCCUCAGAGAGGAAGAGCGCCAACAAGAGCUGCGAAGAGAGACAGAGUUACAGCAACAGAAACGCUCGAUGGACGAAGUGGAUGCUGAUACGAGCGAUGAAGAACUGCAGCCCAAGAGACGGAGAGUCGAGGAUGCCGAAGGGUCACCUUCUGCAGGGGCACCACCUCUCGCUCCAAAUGGCGAGCCCCGGUCAGCAUUCCCAGCGGAUUUCUUCUCUGACGCAUCUCGAGCACCUCCCCCACCGUCGUCGGACGAUGGAUCAGAAGAUAUUGAAGUGGGCGGCCCUCCUGCUCCUCGGUCUACGAGUGCGGCGGCCACUGCGAUUGAUAAGGAGUGGGAAGAAUUUCAGGCCGCACUCAUUGAAGUCCCCGAUGCACGAGAGGCAUACAAGCGGGCUACAGUCUUUGCCGAGCCCGUGUUGGUAUCUGAAAUUCCGGAGGGUUUUCCCCCUCCAAGUGGGCAAGCCGAUGGAGCUGGCGAGCAAAAGGACCCAUCAGACGAGGCCGCAGUGAGACGACGGAAGGAGCAGGAAGAGAGAGAGCUAAUCAUGGAUCGUCUCAUGGACGAGGAGCAGGCGCAAGAGGAGGCCGAUGCGAAGGUUGUCGUGCUGAAAAAUAAGCUGGAUGCAUUGAAGAAACAUCGGGAGGCGGCUCGUGCAGCGAAAAGGCAGAAAGGUUCGCGAUAG